AGCUUUCUCUGCUUGCAGCUCACCAACACCUUAACGUUCAACGCGUUAUCUAACAUGUUGGCCCUACGGAGAUGUUCAAGACGGUCCCUGGCACCAUUGGUCAGAGGGAACGCGACUCUUCAGUCCGCAAACCAGAGCGCGGACGCGUCGGCAGCUCCUCCACCAAAGAACGCGACGGAAGAGUCUCCGACACCGGCAGGUGCAGACGAGUCGUCGUCUACGAAAGGACCAUACAUUCGACCAGCUUACCCCCGUCGGCCCCGGCUCUCCCCGCAAAACCCGCGCGAAUGGAACCGUCCGCUCGCGUACGGCGUCCUCCCUGCGUUCGACGAGGCGCUCAAGUUCCUCAAGGCGGACUCGGCCGCGCUGAAGGAGCAGGCGAAGGUGCUCGAGGCGCGCAUUGAGGACAUGAAGAAGCAGGAGGGAGGAGUGGACGCGGACGCGGUGAGGCAGCUGGAGAGGGAGCUGGAGGAGUUGGAGGUGCAGAGCGAGAUUAACUUUCCCGAGGUGAGGUGGAAGGUUGCGAAUGGGAUGGCGGACAUGUCUCGGGCGGUGGAGAGGCGAUUAGUUGAGAGGCGUUGGCUGAAGGAGGGGGCUUUGGACUUGUUGAUGGAGCGUAUUCACCAAAUGAGCGUCGUGCCAGAUGUUUUGCCUGACUUGCACCCGUCUGUGGACUUGCGCUUGACGUACCCUGUGGAGGGCUAUCACAAACAUGUUGAGCCUGGGGUGUAUCUCACCGCUGAGCAGACGAGAGAUGCUCCCAAGGUGUUCACGACCGUGUUCCACCCCGAAGAGCGACUUUACACUUUGCUUAUGGUCGACCCCGACGUUCCCGAUGAGGCCAAUGCGACUUUCCAAAACUACGUCCAUUGGCUACAACCGAACAUUUCUUUGAAUGCGACCUCUUCGCCGCUGCUCUCAAUCUCGGAGGCGCAUACACCCUACGUUCCUCCUCACCCUCCAAAGGGCACGCGCUACCAUCGCUACACGACUAUGCUUCUGCCCCAGAAGUCGCGGAUAGACGUUCCCAAGCUCACGAACGAGACGCGUCUCGGCUUCAACGUCCGUGAGUUCCUGCAGAAGUACGAUCUGGACCCCAGCACGGGUGGCGGCGCGCACUUGUUCCGUGAGGUGUGGAGCGAGGGUGUUUCUUCGAUAUACAAGGAUAUCUUUGGCAUUGCGGAGCCGAAGUAUGGGUUCGUGCCCAAGUACGAUCCGUAUGCGGAGCUCAAGCAGCGGAAGCGCUAUGUGUAGUACGGGUAUGGGAGGAGUAAUAGGUGGUGAUAAUAACUAUAUCGUCGUAAUUUGCUAUAGAUUUGC
This is a messenger RNA of Coniophora puteana RWD-64-598 SS2, 1320 nucleotides long. RefSeq names its product PEBP-like protein. Bases 55 to 1254 code for a protein of 399 amino acids. The transcript has 7 exons. NCBI's taxonomy places the organism in Eukaryota, Fungi, Basidiomycota, Agaricomycetes, Boletales, Coniophoraceae. The record is from RefSeq and is a predicted model, not a curated record.